AUGGCAUGUACGCCAAUUCAGCAGCUUGAGUUAGAGUACGAACGUGUCAUGCGAAUAAGUGCUGAAGAAUUGGACUUCGAGCCCGCAGUUUAUUUUCAUGAAGGGAGCGAAACGUUAUCGCAACUCCGAGAACAACUCGCGUUGCUUCCGGAUAUAGAAGACUUAUCUCCGAAAUGUGAUAUUGAUUCAGCUGACGUUGGUGAAUCCGGGACGAGCACUCCAGAAGACGAGCGAAAAUUACGAGCGAUCCUGAAAUAUCAUCGAGCCAUCUUUCUGGGAGAUGGGAAUGCUGUUCCAGCUCCGGCGCGAGGUGUGACCUGUGAUUUGGAUGUUGGAGAUGCGAACCCUGUCGCUCAACUGUAUGAACUGCUGAAGAAACGUUUGGAAACCCGACUCAUCGAGCACUCAGAAUCACGAUGGGCAUCACCCAUUGUGAUUGUCCUCAAGAAAAAUGGUGUUGAUAUCCGAAUUUGUGUCGACUACCGAAUUGUCAAUGGAUUCACUACGUUGUCCAAUUAUCCUCUACCGUUGAUAGAUGAUCUGCUGGUUGGGUUUGAGGAUGUCAUGUGGUUUAUGAGUUUGGAUAUGGCGAGCGGCUUUUGGGCGGUCAAGAUGUCCGAAAGAGCAAAGCUAAUAUCGGCGUUUGUCUGUCCAUUUCGACAUUUUCCAUGGGCUCGCAUGUCAUUCGGACUCAAGAAUGCGCCAUUGAUAUAUCAGUCGGUUAUCAAUAAUUGUCUAUGGGGAUUCGUGAGACUGCCUCCGGAAGAGGAAGCAGAAGUCGACUAA
Molecule: messenger RNA, 786 nt
Organism: Phytophthora megakarya
Lineage: Eukaryota; Oomycota; Peronosporomycetes; Peronosporales; Peronosporaceae
Source: the annotation of a GenBank genome assembly